AUGGCCAUGGCUUACCGGCGCCAUUCGAACGCUGGACCGAACUGGAACCGAAAUUCUACGUUCCCCCCAGCAGCGACCAGCAGAGCACCAUCGCCCUCGUUCAACCAACGAAGCAUCCCAAGUUCUCUAUUGCCAUUGAAGCCGAGCGUGUCGCGUUCUCCAUCUCUAAGCGUAACAAGGCCGACUUCUGAGAAGUCACUGUUAUAUCAAAGUACUAGCAACGCAGAGGAGGCCUCGCCUUACUCGAUCCCGCCCGUCGCCGAGGAGCCUUGUGAUCAACAAGAAGAUCAGACGCGUUCACAAGAAAGGCCAAAAGAGAAGACUCGCACGAAAGAGGAUACUCUCGGGAAGGGGAAGGAGCCCGCGCUUGUCAGAAACAGACCCGUAUAUCAUGCCAAUCGCCAAGCGGUGGCCUCGUCUUACUCGAUCGCGUUUGUUUCGGAGGAGCCUUAUAAGAAUCAAGAACAGGCGCGUUCGGAAGAAGGAUCUAGAGAGAAAACCAGCACCAAGGAAGAUCAUUCGGGCAAGGGGAAAAAAGAGCCAGCGAUCGUCAGGACGAGGCCGAUCUUCCAUGCGAACCUAGAGGAAGCCAAAAAAUAUCACGAAAACCGCCUCAAGAAUUCCUCAUCAACUGGGAAAAAGAGGCCGAUUUCGUGCGAGGAAAUCCUCAGUCGAUAUUGCGACCAGUUCAACUUUCAACUGCCGAUCCUCGAAGUGAUUCGUUGCAAAGAAAAGACGAGGAAGCGGGUCUUUCUGCGGAUCAAACGACGCCUGGUGGGCAUUGGCGAAGGCCAGACGACCUUCGAGGCCAUCCUUGCCGCCUACGACGAUACAGUGCUCUACCUCUUCAAGGGCGACUCGCAACUAAAACAACAGCUCCUUCAACCUAAUGAAUCGAUCGAAUGGAGUCAAAUGAAGACCACUCAAUCCUCCUGA
Messenger RNA from Puccinia graminis f. sp. tritici CRL 75-36-700-3, 936 nucleotides. RefSeq lists its product as uncharacterized. The transcript has a single exon. NCBI's taxonomy places the organism in Eukaryota, Fungi, Basidiomycota, Pucciniomycetes, Pucciniales, Pucciniaceae. The coding region runs from base 1 to 936 and encodes 311 amino acids. The record is from RefSeq and is a predicted model, not a curated record.